ACACCGAUAAUGAUGCCCUAAGAACCUCCGUGAUAACCUAUCUCGCUUGCGUAAUGUACAAAGGUUUAAAAGGAAUAAUAACUGGUGCCAUAUCUAGUCAUUUAUAGACUCCAAAGACAUCAUGUAGUUGUAACCAUGAUUUGGGACGAGAUUUAUUAUAUUUAUCAUCAUAAUUAUUUAAUAUUUAAAAUUCAUUCUCUCUCCGCCAAGGAAUGCACCACGCUAUUCCAAGUCAACACUGAAAAAAAAAUCGAAAAACAAAAUCAAAAUGUAUAAAAGUCAAAAACUUGCCAGUUUUUAUAUUUAUUUAUAUGCAUCUAAUCUGGUAUAAAAUCACCAAUCAUCUUCUUUUCUAUUGUCUUCAUCUUUACAAUCUUAAUUCUUCUACAUAUCUUAGACAAGAGUUUCCGGAGGUGGAAAAUAUCAUCGUAUGUAAAACAAAAUGAUGGGGAAAAGAAUAGCUUCAUUCAAGAACUUAGCCAAGAAAGCGAAGAGCUUCAAAAUGAGAGAAGGCAGCUCCGAGUAUGUUCUGAUCGGUGAGGGGGGCGACACUUCUCCGACGAAGAAGUCUACGGGGACGUUUGCUGUCUACGUUGGAGAAGAGCGCGUGAAGCAGCUGGUGCCUACGAGCUAUUUGAAGCAUCCUCUGUUCAGGAUGCUCCUUGACAAGUCACGUGACGAGCUUCACUGUUCCGACCAGAAGGUUAUGUUGGUCGUCCCAUGUAGCCUCUCAGCGUUUCAAGAUGUCGUCAACGCCAUCGAGUCUUGUAAUGGAAACUUCGAUUUCGGCGAUUUUGUUGAGGAGUUUCUUUGAUAUUUUAACGAUUUUCUACCUUAUUCUUGAUUAUUUCUUUCUGUUUUGAUUGUAAAUUUUUUUGUAUUGUUUAAAUCUUUCUAGGAAAAGAUACAAUCCUUUUUUUGUCAA
Messenger RNA from Brassica napus (rape), 925 nucleotides. RefSeq names its product auxin-responsive protein SAUR22. Bases 443 to 814 code for a protein of 123 amino acids. The record is from RefSeq and is a predicted model, not a curated record. NCBI's taxonomy places the organism in Eukaryota, Viridiplantae, Streptophyta, Magnoliopsida, Brassicales, Brassicaceae. The transcript has a single exon. Gene Ontology annotation, biological process: response to auxin.